AUGAGCGACCCAGCCGCCUUCAGUGGAGUCUCCACUCCUGCCAGCCCCACGGCAGCAGCUUCAGCAACCAACAGCGUCCACGACGAUCACCCUAUCGACAUGUCCGAUGAUUCCACACCUGUUGAGCACCAUGUCGACGUUCAACGAGCAAAGGCUGAGUUCGCCAUGCUCGAGACCUCUCUUAUUCGCCAGUCCGAGGCUACCCGACAGCGCAGCGCUCAGCCCAAGGAUAUUGAGAACGAGGCAACUUCCAAGGGUAGCGACCACGACGAUGACUUCAACCUCGUCGAAUACCUCCGCUGCACCCAGACCGAGAAGUCACAUGCUGGCAUCAAGUCCAAGCGUAUCGGCGUCUCUUGGACCAAUCUCGAGGUGCUUGGCAACGACUCCAUGUCACUCAGCAUCCGUACAUUCCCUGAUGCCAUCAUCGGCACAUUCCUCGGCCCUAUCUUCAUGCUCAUGGCCAAGCUCAACAAGAACAGGGGCAGGAAGCUCCUCCAGAACAUGACAGGUGUCGCCAAGCCUGGUGAGAUGGUCCUCGUCGUCGGUCGCCCAGGCUCAGGCUGCUCCACCUUCCUCAAGACCAUCGCCAAUCAACGUGCUGGAUACAUCGCUGUUAACGGCGACGUCAAGUACUCCGGCAUCAGCAGCCAGGAGUUCGCACGCAAGUACAAGGGGGAGGCUGUCUACAACGAAGAGGACGAUGUUCAUUUCCCUACCUUGACUGUCAAGCAGACUCUCGAAUUCGCUCUCAACCUCAAGGGUCCAGGCAAGCGUCUCCCCAAUCAGACUGUCAAGUCGCUCAACCACCAGGUACUCGACACCUUCCUCAAGAUGCUUGGUAUCCCUCACACCGCUGACACCCUCGUCGGUUCGGCCGUCGUUCGUGGCGUCUCUGGUGGUGAGCGCAAGCGUGUCAGUAUUGCCGAGUGCAUGGCUUCUCGAGCUGCUGUGCUUAGCUGGGACAACUCCACCCGAGGUCUUGAUGCUUCCACUGCUCUUGACUACGCCAAGUGUAUGCGAGUCUUCACCGACCUCGUUGGCUUGACCACCUUUGUCGCUCUCUACCAGCCCGGCGAGGGUAUCUGGGAGCAGUUCGACAAGGUCAUGGUUAUCGAUGGAGGUCGCUGCGUGUACUACGGUCCCCGCGACAAGGCUCGCCAGUACUUCCUCGACCUAGGCUUCAAGGACUAUCCUCGUCAGACUUCUGCCGACUUAUGCUCUGGAUGUACCGACCCCAACCUCGACCGCUUCGCCGACGGUCAGGACGUGACCACCGUACCUUCCACCUCCGAGCGCCUUGAGGAGGCCUACCACAGGUCGCCUAUCUACCAAGACAUGCUUCGCGAGAAGGAGGAGUACGAUGCUCAGAUCGCAGCCGACAACAGUGCUGAGAAGGAGUUCCGUGAGGCCGUCCUCGAGGACAAGCACAAGGGUGUUCGUCCCAAGAGUAUCUACACCGUCAGCUUCUUCCGUCAGGUACAGGUCCUCACUGUUCGUCAGAUGCAGAUCAUCCUCGGAAACCGCCUUGAUAUCUUCGUAUCCUUCGCUACGACCAUUGCUAUCGCUUUGAUCGUUGGUGGUAUCUACUUGAACCUUCCAGAGACCGCUGCUGGUGCCUUCACCCGUGGUGGUGUGCUCUUCAUCGGCCUCCUCUUCAACACUCUCACUGCUUUCAACGAACAGCCCACCCAAAUGGGCGGUCGGCCUGUCCUCUUCAAGCAGAUGAACUACGCCUUCUAUCGACCAUCCGCUCUCUCAUUGGCCCAACUCUUUGCUGAUAUCCCCCUAUCCAUCAGCAAGAUCAUGCUUUUCAGUAUCAUCCUCUACCUUAUGGCAGGACUCGAAAGAUCAGCCGGUGCAUUCUUCACCUUCUUUAUUAUGGUCUACUUCGGCUAUCUAGCCAUGUCGGCUCUGUUUCGUCUCUUCGGAAUGGUCUGCAAGUCUUACGACGUCGCGGCGCGACUUGCUGCUGUCAUCAUUUCGGCCCUGAUCGUCUUCGCCGGUUAUGUGAUCCCCAGGAACGCUAUGUACAGGUGGUUGUUCUGGAUCUCCUACAUUAAUCCCCUUUACUUCGCUUUUUCCGGCGUCAUGAUGAACGAGUUCAAGGACCUGUCCCUGGCUUGCGUUGGACAAUAUAUCGUGCCUCGAAACCCGGCUGGAUCGAGUCAGUACCCUAACAACGUUGGCGAGAACCAGGUUUGCGUUCUACCAGGAGCUCAGCCCGGCCAGCAGUUCGUCUCAGGCAAUGACUACCUGAGGGCCAGCUUCGGAUACGACUCGAGCGACCUGUGGCUAUACUUUGGAGUCGUCGUCAUUUUCUUUGUUGGCUUGGUCGGGGUCACGAUGGCCGCCAUCGAAUUUUUCCAGCACGGUCACUAUUCGAGCGCGCUCACCAUCGUCAAGAAGCUGAACAAGGAAGAGCAGAAGCUCAAUCAGCGCCUCAAGGAGCGCGCCUCGAUGAAGGAAAAGGACGCCAGCAAGCAACUCGAUGUCGAAUCCAAACCGUUCACGUGGGAAAAGCUCAGCUACACGGUUCCCGUCAAGGGAGGGAAGCGACAGCUGCUCAACGACGUUUAUGGCUACUGCCGCCCUGGCACUCUGACCGCGCUCAUGGGUGCCUCUGGUGCAGGAAAGACAACACUCCUUGACGUCUUGGCUGAUCGCAAAUCAAUUGGUGUCAUCAGCGGUGAUCGCUUAAUUGAUGGCAAGGAGAUCGGGGUAGAGUUCCAACGAGGCUGUGGUUAUGCUGAACAGCAGGAUAUUCACGAAGGCACCGCCACUGUUCGAGAGGCCCUCCGCUUCAGUGCAUAUCUCCGUCAACCUGCCCACGUACCUAAGGCUGACAAGGACGCUUACGUAGAGGAUAUCAUCGAACUGCUGGAGAUGCAGGACAUUGCUGAUGCCAUGAUCGGUAUGCCCCAGUUCGGAUUGGGUAUUGGAGACAGGAAGAGGGUCACCAUUGGUGUUGAGCUUGCUGCUCGACCUGACCUCCUGUUGUUCUUGGACGAGCCUACCUCAGGACUGGAUGGCCAAACAGCUUACAAUGUCGUCAGGUUCCUGAAAAAGCUGGCAGCUUCUGGCCAGGCGAUUCUGUGCACCAUCCACCAGCCCAAUGCUCUCCUGUUCGAGCAGUUUGACCGUCUCCUACUCCUGGAACGUGGUGGCAAUACCUGUUACUUUGGCCCAAUUGGACCAAAUGCAGAGCAUAUCGUCAAGUACUUCGCUGAGAGGGGAGCUCAAUGUCCUCCUAGUGUCAACAUGGCAGAGUACAUGCUCGAUGCUAUUGGAGCUGGCUCCAUGAAGAGGGUAGGAAACAAGCCUUGGUCACAAGUCUAUCUUGAAUCUAGUCUCUUCCAGGAAAACCUGGCAGAGAUUGAAAGGAUCAAGCAAGAGACUAGCAGCUCUUCGCACGGUGCAAGCAAUAGCAAGAAGACCGAAUACGCCACACCUUUCCUGUAUCAGGUGAAGGUGGUCCUUCAGCGAGCUCUCCUUAGCACCUGGCGACAACCCGAUUAUCAGUUCACCCGUCUUUUCCAACACGCUGCUAUUGCUCUUAUUACUGGUCUCUGCUUCCUUAACCUCGACAACACCGUUACUUCUCUCCAGUACCGAGUCUUUGGUAUCUUUAUGGCCACUGUUCUUCCUACCAUCAUCCUGGCGCAGAUUGAGCCCUUCUUCAUCAUGGCGAGGUCAGUCUUUAUCAGGGAGGAUUCUAGUAAGAUGUACAGCGGAGCGGUGUUCGCCAUCACCCAGCUCAUCCAGGAGAUCCCCUUUGGCAUUGUUUCAAGCGUUGUCUACUUUGUCCUCUUCUACUACCCGGCAAGCUUCCAGACGGGCUCUGAUCGAGCAGGCUACUUCUUCGCUAUGCUACUCAUCACAGAGCUCUUCGCUGUGACUCUCGGACAGGCUAUUGCUGCUAUCUCCCCGUCGAUCUAUAUCGCUUCGCUUUUCAACCCUUUCAUGAUCGUGAUUCAAUCAUUGUUGUGUGGUGUUACCAUUCCCUACCCCAACAUGCCGACCUUUUUCUCCUCAUGGCUCUAUCACAUCAAUCCUCUCACUUACCUCGUCGCUGGCUUGGUUACAAACGAGAUGCACGAUCUUCCAGUUCGUUGCGCGGACAACGAGUUCGCGCGCUUCCAGCCCCCCAGUGGCGAGACUUGUCAAGCGUGGGCACAGACCUUCCUGGCCGCCUUUGGCGGCUACUUGGAGAACCCGAAUGCGACAUCCGAUUGCCAGUAUUGUCAAUACUCGAACGGCGACCAGUUUUACGCAGGUCUGAACACAAAGUUUUCAGAACGGGGUCGAAACAUUGGCGUUAUGAUCGCUUUCGUCGCCUUCAACGCUUUCAUCACUAUCAUCGCUUCUCGCUACAUUAAGUACGCUAACCGUUAG
Messenger RNA from Ustilago hordei, 4395 nucleotides. Its product is annotated as putative SNQ2 - ABC transporter involved in multidrug resistance. Gene Ontology annotation, cellular component: membrane. The transcript has a single exon. Gene Ontology annotation, biological process: transmembrane transport. NCBI's taxonomy places the organism in Eukaryota, Fungi, Basidiomycota, Ustilaginomycetes, Ustilaginales, Ustilaginaceae. Bases 1 to 4395 code for a protein of 1464 amino acids. Gene Ontology annotation, molecular function: ATP binding; ATP hydrolysis activity; ABC-type transporter activity. The record is from RefSeq and is a predicted model, not a curated record.